AUGGCAAAUUCUAUAGAUCAACUUUGUAUCAAUACUAUUCGUACUCUUGCUCCUGAUAUUGUUAGUAAGGCAAACUCUGGUCAUCCCGGUACGCCUAUGGGUUGUGCACCACUUGCUCAUGCGCUUUUCUCGAAGUUUAUCACUAUUAACCCCAAAAAUCCAAGCUGGAUAAAUAGAGAUCGUUUUAUAUUAUCAAAUGGUCAUGCAUGUGUUUUACACUAUAUAUUGUUACAUGUCCUAGGUUUUGACCUUACCAUGGAUGAUCUAAAACAGUUUCGUCAAGUAGAUAGCAAAACGCCUGGUCAUCCUGAAUGUCAUUUAACACCUGGUAUCGAAACAACCACAGGUCCUCUUGGACAAGGAUUCGCUAAUUCGGUUGGAUUGGCUAUUGCACAAACACAUUUUGCUGCGACUUUUAAUAAAGAAUCAUUUGAUUUGUUUACGAAUCAUACUUUUGUAAUUGCUGGUGAUGGAUGUCUUCAAGAGGGUAUUAGUUCUGAAGCAGCUUCACUUGCAGGUCAUCUUAAGCUUGGAAACUUGAUCGUAUUUUACGAUGAUAACCAUGUCUCUAUUGAUGGUAACACUGAUAUAGCAUUUACCGAAGAUGUAGUUAAACGAUUUGAAGGAUAUUGUUGGCAUACACAAUUUAUUGAGGAUGGCGAUAAUGAUUUUGCCGGAAUUUGCAAAGCAAUAGAGAAUGCAAUGAAUGUUAAAGACAAGCCUUCCUUGAUUAAAAUCAGAACUACAAUUGGUAUUGGUUCUAAAGAUCAAGGCACCGGAAAAGUUCAUGUGGGUAAGAGGGGUGUUGAUGCUGACGAAAAUUGGAAUAAACUUUUUAAAAGUUAUUGUUCGAAAUAUCCUGAAUUGGGAAAUGAAAUCAAAAGAAGAUUUUCAGGUAAAUUACCAGAGGGUUGGGCAGACAAUUUACCUAGAUAUAAACCAUCUGAUCCUGACCUAGCUACUAGAAAAUUGUCAGAAAAAGUCUUGGAUAAAAUUGCUGAUGUUUUACCAGAAUUAAUUGGUGGAUCAGCAGAUUUGACUGAAUCUAAUUUGACACGUUGGAAAACAGCUGUGGAUUUUCAACCUGAUGAUAGUGGCUUGGGGAAUUAUGCAGGUCGAUAUAUUAGAUACGGAGUUCGUGAGCAUGCUAUGAGUGGUGCUAUGAAUGGUUUGACUGCAUAUGGCGGUAUAAUUCCAUUUGGCGGGACAUUUUUGAAUUUCAUUAGUUAUGGUUUGGGUUCUGAUGGUCCUACUCACCAACCAAUUGAAACUUUGGCUAGCCUUCGUGCAUUACCAAAUAUAUUAAUAAUACGCCCUGCAGAUGGUAAUGAAGUUUCAGGUGCUUAUUUAGCUGCAAUACAAAGAUCAAAUUGUCCAUCAGUACUAGUUCUUUCUCGUCACAGUAUUCCUCAAUUGGAAGAUACUUCAGUUGAAAAAGUUCUUAAAGGCGGAUAUGUCUUGAAAGAAUGUGACAAUGCGCAAAUCACUUUAGUUGCAACGGGAUCAGAAGUAUCACUUAUCGUUGACACAGCCAAAUUACUAGAAAAAGAUCAAAUCAAUACUCGUAUUGUAUCUUUACCAUCGUUUGAAUUAUUUGAAGAACAAACUAAGGAAUACCAAUGGUCAGUUCUACCUGAUGGUAUUCCUAUAUUAAGUGUUGAGGCACUUUCUACAUUUGGUUGGACCAAAUAUGCUCAUGUAAAUUUUGGUAUGAAAUCAUUUGGCUCUUCUGGGCCUUAUAAAGAAGUUUUCAAAAAAUACGGCUUUGUGCCAGAAAAAAUUGCAACUAUGGCAAAACAAACUAUAGAUUUCUAUAAAAAUAACCAUAUUCCCUCUGUAAUUGAUAAACCUUUGAUUUAG
This is a messenger RNA of Entrophospora sp. SA101, 1860 nucleotides long. Lineage: Eukaryota; Fungi; Glomeromycota; Glomeromycetes; Entrophosporales; Entrophosporaceae. The record is from the annotation of a GenBank genome assembly.